Molecule: messenger RNA, 1334 nt
Organism: Folsomia candida
Lineage: Eukaryota; Metazoa; Arthropoda; Collembola; Entomobryomorpha; Isotomidae
Exons: 2
Coding region: 1-1161 (386 amino acids)
Biological process (GO): sensory perception of taste
Cellular component (GO): membrane
Source: RefSeq, a predicted model, not a curated record
AUGCUUCUCUCAAUUCAAACUUAUCUCGUCAUUCACUGGUCACAUUUCGGUGACGAGCUCGUCUCCAUGACUGGACUCACGAGCCCCACGGAAGUGCUGGCCUUCAACCUGUCCGGAUUUUUAGUCGGAGCCCAAAUCUUCUUCAAGCGCCUGAUGUAUCUCUUCAACUCGAAAGGCAUGAUGACUUUCUGGUCAGAUUUUGUAUCCGAUUUAACCCAAAUUUCCUGCAGUGAUGAAAAAGGCAGCUUUCUCCUCAGUACCGAACCUUGGGCGAAACAUCGCUCCAUGUUCAUAAAGGUGAAGACCACUUUGACCUGCGAUAUAAUUUCAAGCCUGAUUUUAAUUACCGUGCAGACGGUUCAACUUUUGGUCACGUUUUACCUCUCUUAUGUUGAGGAUUCGAACACGAACGGUCCUUUCGUUGGGCUUCACGACAAAAUAAUUGGAAUUGGAGGACUAGUUUUGUGGAACGUACUUGGUUCCCUCAAUGUUUUUCAGUCCGUAUGGGUGACCUAUCCGAUUCAGUUGUUUAACGCGUACUUGGAAAUUAUCCAGGCUGAACUUUCCGAAUGUUACCGUUGUAAUCAAGAACCCCUCGUGGCGGAUGAUUUAUUCACGAUUUUGAAGAAAAGUGGAGAGAAGGGCUCUCAAAAAAUGAUAAAACCCUACAUUUUGGACGAAAACAAACUGCACCUUUGCAUCCAGAAUUAUCACAGAACUGUCGAAAUGUUGAGAAAGUAUAGCAGCCGAUCUGUUCAAAGAAUAUCGUCUGAAAUCGGGUACAAUUCCUUGCUGAUCUUGGCCUAUCUUUUUAUUGGGUUCACUUGGGCAGAAAAUGGGGAGAUUGGAGCCGCACUCACCAGAGUCAUUCCACUUAUUCUCUGCAUUAAAAUAAUUUUUCACUUGGGCACGGAGGCCGGUCAGUUGGAACUUAAUCAGAAGGCCAUAUUUCGUGUGCUGUGUCGAAUGCAACAUCGUGCGAUGAGCGAGGAGACAAAGUCAAUGGUGUUUACGAUGAUACAGGAAUUGUCUGGAGAUCGGUUAAGGGUUGAACCGGGAUCAUUCUUUACACUAAAUCGGCGUCUCCUCACAUCGAUUUUAUCAUCAGUAAUGACAUUUCUGGUCGUGUUGGUGCAAUUUCGAGAUGGCGAGAGAAAGUAGACGCAUUGAUUGUUGAAGUGUAAUUUAAAUGAUACAUAUUUAUUGUUCUUCAUUAUACUUAUUCAGGAAAUUUGAAUUAGUGCAAUGGUUGUGAUCUCACGUUAGUGCGACUUAAAAUAAAUAUUUUGUGUCCUCUCUAAUUACUAAAUAAAUACAUGCAAUGAUCAUGAGGA